ACCCCAUUUGAGCCGUUGAGUUAUCCAUUGAUCGUUGAACAUGGCGAACGAGAAAAGUCUCCCUCUUUAUGAUAAAAUUUGGGUGAAGCACACGUUUUCAAGAACAAUGGAUUCCUUGAUUUUGCUCCUCCUCUUCCUGCUUCUCGGUUAUCGUAUUUUCCUUGAUGACAGCAACACCUUCGCUUUCUUCGUUGCUGUCAUAUGCGAAUCAUGGUUCACUUUCGCUUGGAUUCUCGUCAUCAACACCAAAUGGUCUCCUGCAUACACCACAACCUACAUAGAUCGUCUCUUGCUUCGGGUACCUGAGCCUGAGCUUCCACCAGUUGACCUAUUUGUGACAACUGCGGACCCUGUUCUUGAGCCACCUAUCAUCACAAUCAACACUGUCUUGUCUCUGUUGGCACUUGAUUAUCCUACCAACAAGCUAGCUUGCUAUGUUUCUGAUGAUGGAUGCUCCCCUCUUAACUUCUAUGCCCUUCUCGAAGCUUCUAAGUUUGCCAAGCUUUGGGUACCCUUCUGUAAGAACUACAACAUUCAACUUAGAGUGCCCUUCAGAUACUUCUCUAACAACACCAACCCUGCAAACAAUGAAGAUUCACCAGAAUUCAUUCAAGACUGGCGAAGACUCAAGAAGGAGUACGAGGACCUUUGCAGUAAAAUUAUGAAUGCAUCACAAAAUUCGAUUCCACUUAUAGGAGAAUUUGCUAUCUUCUCCGAUACACAGCUUAGAAACCAUCCAACCAUAAUUAAGGUAAUAUGCGAAAACAAAGGUCUUUCAGACGAGUUGCCACACUUAGUCUACGUAUCUAGAGAAAAGAAGCAGGAACAUCCACAUCAUCAUAAAGCUGGUGCCAUGAAUGUGUUGACAAGAAUUUCUGGAGUGAUGACAAAUGCUCCUUUUAUCCUGAACGUAGAUUGUGACAUGUAUGUUCAUAAUCCAAAGAUUGUCCAACACGCCCUCUGCAUUUUACUAGAUUCAAAGGGAGAGAAAGAAGUUGCAUUUGCACAAUGUAUCCAGCAAUUCUACGAUGGACUGAAGGAUGACCCUUUUGGAAAUCAACUUGUGGCAAAGUUUAUGUACGUAGGUGGUGGGUUAGCAGGGAUCCAAGGUAUAUUUUACGUUGGAACAAAUUGCUUGCACAGAAGAAAAGUAAUUUAUGGCCUUUCUCCUGAUCAUCACAUUCCAAAUGGAAAGAAGCAUCAUGACAUCACAGAUGGGAAACUCUCAGAAAAGAAAAGAAUAUUUGGAAGUUCAGAGAGGUUUUUGGAAUCAGCUGCUAAUGCUUUGGAAGGGAAGACAUUGGCUUCCAAUGAUAAGAUUUGGAAAUAUGUUGAGGCAGCCAAAGAAGUUGGCAGUUCUGAAUAUGAAUACGGCACUGCUUGGGGUAAAAAGGUGGGUUGGAUGUAUGGAUCAAUAUCAGAAGAUGCACUUACAGGACUGAAAAUACACACACAAGGAUGGAGAUCGGAAACGUGUGCACCAGAACUUAUACCCUUUAUGGGUUGCUCACCUCAGGAUAUCAUAAGUGUAAUGAGUCAACAAAAGAGAUGGGCCUCAGGGUUGCUUGAGAUUCUCCUAAGCAAACACUGUCCAAUUUUUGGAACCCUGUUUGCUAAGCUCAAAUUCAGACAGUGCUUGGGCUAUCUUUGGGUACUCACUUGGGCCGUACGAUCUGUUCCUGAAAUUUCCUACACUCUUCUUCCUGCUUAUUGCAUCAUCAACAACUAUACUUUCUUGCCCAAGGAACCCGGGCAAUGGAUUCUUGUCACUAUGUUUGUGAUUUACAACAUAACUACUUUUGUAGAGUACUUGAGAACAGGGUUGUCAAUUCGAACAUGGUUGAACAGUGAAAGAAUGGCAAGGAUAACGACCACAAAUGCUUGGUUUUUUGGAUUUUUGCACAUCCUGCUUAAGGUAUUCGGAUUAUCAGACAGUGUGUUUGAAAUAACAAAAAAAGAGCAAUCAUCAUCCAAUGAGAGUGCUAAAGAAAACAAUGGUAGAUUCACUUUCAACAACUCUCACAUUUUUGUACCUGGUACAACUAUUUUGCUUAUUCAACUCACAGCACUGGUUACCAAGUUGUUGGGAUGGCAAGCACCUGUUAGAAAUGGUCAUGGAUCCGGCAUAGGAGAACUGUUUUGCUGUUCAUAUUUGGUUGUGUGCUACUGGCCAUUUUUCAAAGGUUUAUUUGGCAAAGGAAAAUAUGGAAUUCCCUUAUCCACGAUAUGCAAGUCAGUGGUGUUGACUCUUCUUUUUUUAUAUUUUUGCAGAGCUUAUCAAGGAUCGGGACAUCACUGCAUAAUUCAGAGUGCAGAGUUUGUGAGAGAGAUGGGUUUGAAUUGUGGCGGCGUUGUGGUGAGGUUUGGUUUGUGGGUGGCGGCGCUGUCCAUUGCCGGCUACAUAGUGGGUCCUCCUCUCUACUGGCACCUCGUCGAACUCCUCAACCAUUCUUCUUCUUCUUGCACUCCCUGCGUCUGUGAUUGUUCUUCCCAACCCAUCAUUUCCAUUCCCCAAUCGCUCAGCAACUCUUCAUUUGAAGAUUGUGCAAAGCACGAUCCAAAGGUGGAUGGAGACACCGAAAACAAUGUUGCAGAGCUACUGUCAGAAGAACUAAAUCUCCGGGAAACUGAAGCUUUGAAAAAUCAGCGUCGUGCUGACAUGGGUCUGCUGGAAUCUAAGAAGAUUGCAUCUCAGUAUCAAAAAGAAGCAGACAAGUGUAAUUCAGGAAUGGAGACAUGUGAGGAAGCCAGGGAAAAGGCUGAGAUGGCCUUAGUGGCUCAGAAGAAGCUCUCUGCAUUAUGGGAACUGAGAGCUCGUCACAAAGGAUGGCAAGAAGGACUUGCCAAAUCUAAUUCUCGCUCUAAAGGGAAACUGCACUCUGCUUAGACUGUUGUGGCCUACAUACUAGUUUCAAAUUAUAGUUAUAUAUAGUUGGGGUAGUAGCGAAUCAUCAUAGGUCCCAUACAACUCUGGUAUAUCCUUUAAGAGUCAAAACUGUAAAAUCCCAAUACAAAUGUCGCUGUAUUUCUAACCUCCAUUUUUGGUACUUACUAUAUAUUUAAGACAGUUGAAAGCUGAGAAGUGUUACGUUUUUGUGACAAACUUCUUACAUAACAAAA
This is a messenger RNA of Vigna angularis (adzuki bean), 3120 nucleotides long. Its product is annotated as cellulose synthase-like protein H1. Gene Ontology annotation, cellular component: plasma membrane; trans-Golgi network. Gene Ontology annotation, biological process: plant-type primary cell wall biogenesis; cellulose biosynthetic process. Gene Ontology annotation, molecular function: mannan synthase activity; cellulose synthase (UDP-forming) activity. The coding region runs from base 41 to 2887 and encodes 948 amino acids. The record is from RefSeq and is a predicted model, not a curated record. The transcript has 12 exons. Lineage: Eukaryota; Viridiplantae; Streptophyta; Magnoliopsida; Fabales; Fabaceae.